This is a messenger RNA of Chara braunii, 3846 nucleotides long. The record is from the annotation of a GenBank genome assembly. NCBI's taxonomy places the organism in Eukaryota, Viridiplantae, Streptophyta, Charophyceae, Charales, Characeae.
UAGCUGGGAGAGGUUCAAGGAGGGGAUGCAGAGGAAAUACCGCCUGGGAGACGGGUUGUUGACUACCAUGGACCUUGAAGCGAUGAACAAAGAGAAUUUUACGACUAUAGGGGCCUUUGUUCAAGAAUUUAAGAAGAGGUCGCGGAAGGUCCAUGGGAUUUCGGAGGAAGCACAGUGCGCCAUCGUCCUGGGGCUACUCACAACAUUGGAGGCCGUCGAAUUGACGAGACAUAGAGGAGGUAGCACUAAGCUCACCUGGGCCACCAUUGACAGAGGGGUGGAAGUUGGGUGCUUGGACCAGGUAGAACAACGUCAGGUGCGCCUGCAAAGACAGAAGAGAAAGGAAAGAGAUGCGACCGCUUCUGGGACCCCAGGAAUAACAAGGAUUGUUACAGACGUAUUGGCACAGCUAGGGUAUGCGACAGAGCCGGUGGUGCAAAGGAGGGUGGUGACGACUGUUGAAGUAAAAGGAAAAGAGUCAGUGAUAGAGGAGGCUGGUCAGGAGGAGCUCUGGGAAGAGGAAGAGCCCGUGCCGCAACACCUGACGAAGGUCCAGCGCAAAGAGAAACCACCGUUUGGAGUGGAAGAAGUGGGGAGCGAUGAGGAAAUGACUCAAGGGCUGCGAGGAGGAAGUGAGACGGAAGAGGCCAUAAUCAUCGAGUCAGAUGACGAGGAUGAGGAGGAAAGAACGGAGCCUCUAUCCGUCUUAUUUGAGAAGAUGAAGAACUUGCUGGAUAAGAUGGGAAGGUACCAACAAAAGUUGGUAGGCCUCUGUGAAGGAGUGAAAGGAUGGAAGUCUAAUGUCCCCACAUUAUUCCUCUAUGACUUCGGCCCGGAGUCAGCGCCUGGGCGACCCGGAGUAAAUGUGGUGGGGUCGUGCCCUCAACCAGGAAUGAGGGGGAGACCCCUCACUCUGCAGGCCCGGCUGGCACAGGUAGCGCGAACGAGGAAUCAAGCCAAGGCCAGUACCAGCCAAGAGCCUCCAAGGGGGGAACACGAACCAGGGAGAAGGAAAGAGGCUGUGGAAGUAGAGGACGACGAUGACGAAGAGGAAGAGGACGAGAGGCUGCGCAGAGAAGAAGAUCAGAGAGCGGAGCAGCGGGCAAAGAAAAAGAGAACCAGGGGAGAGGCCGAACCGGUCAUACAUGACGGACCGCCCAAAAAGAAGAAAUACGCGGUCCGAUUGGAAGAGGGAUUUGAUGUAGAGAAGGUGAUUGACCGGCUGCUGGAAGGGCAUAAUGACCUCAUGACCCUGAAGGAAAUCCUAGCGUCAGCCCCGCAACUCCGCGAUGAACUGAAGGGGAGGUUAUCACGGCGCCUGGUGUCCAAUGUCCAUCUUGGUACGAUCCUGCCCAAGGAGGCAGAGUGGGCAGAGUCAGGUACGAAGAUGGACUGGAAGUGCGUAGCCUGCGGUACGGUGGAUUUGAUGGUGAAGGGUUCCAAGUGCGCAGCAAUGGUGGACACCGGGGCAGAGAUGAACAUUAUUCGGGAGGCGGACGCGAUCAGAUUCGGGCUGGAUAUAGACCGUUCUGACUGCGGUAUUCUGCAUGGAGCCAGCUGUAAGGCCAUGUUUUGCGGGACAACCUCGAAUGUGCUCGUCGAGGUUGGAAGGAUCAGGGACAUGGCACGAGAUUGGGAGAGCUGCAGGGCACAUUUGAGAGAGGCCUUUCGACAGCCGGAGCUCCCUCAGCCCAGAGUCGAGAGGCGGCAGAGGAGUCAGAGGCUGAGGGACCCUGAGCCCAGGGAGGCGAGACCAUCUCGAGGAGGACGGAAGGCCCUAGCCAUGAGAGAGCAGGAGCCAGAGGAUGAGGAGCGAGGGGCAUACCCUGAGUGUGGGUUGGGGCCAGUGGAGUUCCAUCGUUUUACUGAGGGUGGAUUGAGGAGGUCGCCAGCACACACACAGGGGGAGCCACCAGCGUCAGAGGGGCCCUUGAGGAAAUUGGAGAUGCAUUUAGAUAUUUCUCAGUGGAGGGCGUCGCUUCAAGGUGAGGAGCAUGGAGAGCAGGCAGAGGAGGUGUCACGAGAGGAGGUGCCACGAGAGAAGGUGCCACAGGGGGAGAUACCACGAGAAGAGAUGCCACGGGAGGAGGUGCCACAGGAAGAGGUCCAGGGUACUCAGCAAGAGAGAGGGCUGGGCGAUGAGUGGAGACGUGAAGGGAAGGAAGUGAUAGACAUUGGAGAGGACACGCCCCCACAAACGCCAGCAGUGGGUUUGAGACUCGGGGGUGCACCAGGGAGCACCCGGCAGGCAAAGGAGGGAUUGCAGAGAGAGGAGACCCCUUUACCUUCGUCAGAAAAGGCUCCUUCGCCAGAAGGGAGGGCAGAAAGGAGGAGAGAGAGGGCAGCUGUAAGGAGAGAAGCUUUGAUCCUGAUUGAUAGGCACCUAGCAGCUCAUGCCCUGGAGCACCCAGACCUGGAGGAGCCAGCACCUGCAGAGCCACACCAGGAGUCAUGCCAACCCGAGAAGGAGAUGGAAGCAGAGAUCCCAAAGAGGGUCGACCUCCGCACGAGGAAAAGGGUGCCAGCUGGAGAGACGGCUGAAGAAAAGAGGGCGAGACGAACCAGGCGGAUAGAUGAGAUAUGGCAGGAGAGGCAGAGGUUGGAGGCAGCGGGGGAGCUCCCGGAGCAGCAGCAGGAGAGGCAGAGAUCGGAGGCAGCAGGAGCACUCCCGGGUCAACCACCCAGCGCACCAGCUAGGGCCCCAGAGAUCCCUGAGAUAUGGAGGGACUUCUGGGAGCAGAGAGGAGAGGAGCUUCCAUCGCCAGAACUUAGGGCUUUGGUGGCCAGCCAGGCAGCUAUCAUUGAGAGCCUGAGGCAGCAAACCCAGGGAAAGGCGGACAGACCAGAGAGCAGCCGGCRGGGAGAGCAGAGGCAGCCARGACAGGGAUUGCCAGGACAGYCAUCUGCGACAGAGCCUCGCCAGGAGCCACCUAUGGGGAGGGUUAUCCUGGAAUCAGAGGAGGCGAGAGCACAGAGGCAGGCGGAGAGAGAGGCGUUCGAGUUCAGAGCCCCUACCGAUCUCGCGACACUGCCAGUAGCAGCGGCAGGCCCAGUCGUACCUUUGGCAGUAGAGGAGGGGCUGCCACCAUCUAGCAGUGAGCCGGCUCAGGGCUCAGUAGAGGAAUCCAUCGACAUGCUCCUUGAGGCGCUGCAUACUAUGCGGGAGGAGGUGAGUUUGUUUUCACCUGAGCAGAAGAUAGAAGAGCCUCUUGAGAGAGAGAUGGGGAUUGAGGAGGAGGGUGCCAUCGAGGGCAGACUCCAGAGGAUGGGCACAUCUGAGUAUGGACCAGAGGAGAUUGAGGAGCAGCCCACGGCAGUGCCAGGGGCGACACUCGAGAGGAGGCCUCAGAGGUUGGACACGCCCGAGUACGUCCCAGCGACAGAGGAUUUGAGAGGCAGGCUAGGAUCUUGGGCUACUGGAUCUGGGUCUAGUGGACCGGUUCCUGGGACAGAGCAGCAAGAAGUCGUUAGUACCGCAACUCCUCGAUCAGAGCAGCAGGGGGGUGUCGGUACCUUGGUGGGAUCUCCUUCAUCGCCACCUCCUCAGCCCAGGAAGAAGAAAUUGAAGAGAAAGGUAGAUCGGCUAUGUUUUUACUGCAAGAAGAACGUGCAUCUGGCUUUGGACUGUCUCAAGUUUCUUGAGGAUAAGGCAGCAGGGAAGGUCUCAGAGGUAGGGGGUAAAAUAUAUAAUAGACAAGGUAGGAUAGUAGAGAAGUCCGCAGAUGGACUUAGGGCUCAGUUAUAUAGGCAAAACCAGGAGGAAUUGAGGAGGUAGGGUCGGUUUUGUCUAUAUAAGUGAGCGAGCAUUUUGUAAGGCAUCAACUUAGGUUCUUUGUAAUACCCUCU